CAACUCUUCGUAUUGGUGGAAGCAAGUGCGGUCCAAACAAGCCCUGGCCAAGAGGAGAAUUUAAGAGAACUGGGAAGCAACACGGGGAAACUUCUAAGAAACUGUUGGCACUUCACUAUAAAAGACAGACAAGAACACCAAUCCAGUUAACAACAAAAAACAGUUUAAUAAACAUCAUGUGGACCAUAACGGAAAAUCUUAUUUGUUUUCUCUUAACUCUCUGUUUAACUUUUGCGGCCGACGAACAGGUUAAAGAAGGAACAGUCAACAGCGAUGGUACGGCUAUAAAACGAUCAUUUGAUGCAAUAGGACAUGGCGGCGCGUUUGAAGGACUUAAUAAGAGACCCUUCGAUUCCAUAUCAAGAGUUGGGGAUGGAUUUGCUAAUUUUGCAAAGCGGCCAUUUGACUCGAUUCAACACCGAGGUUCAUUCGCUACAUUCAACAAACGACCAUUUGAUUCCAUCUCUGCUGGGAAAAUGUCCGGAUUUGCUAAAAGACCAUUUGAUUCCAUUUCUGCUGGGAAAAUGUCCGGAUUUGCAAAGCGACCUUUUGACUCAAUCUCAGACGGUCGUUUAUCAGGUUUCGCCAAACGACCCUUCGAUCGUAUAGAUGAGAACGGUUUGUUCGGAUUCAACAAAAAAUCAUUCGAUAAAAUCGGACACAGCAGUCUUUCCAUGUUUGAAAAACGGGACGCCGAUAGCAGUGAAGAACCAGUAGCCAACGAAGAAGACAAGCGCUCCUUUGAUUCUAUACACGGUGGUUCUUCUUUCGCCGGCUUCCACAAACGACCUUUCGAUUCCAUCAGUGCUGGUCGUAUGAGUGGGUUCGCAAAAAGGCCUUUCGAUUCAAUAAGCGACGGACGAUUAAGUGGAUUCGCUAAAAGGCCCUUCGAUUCCAUUAGUGCUGGUCGUAUGAGUGGAUUUGCUAAAAGGCCUUUCGAUUCCAUUAGCGACGGGAGAUUGAGUGGAUUUGCUAAACGGCCUUUCGAUUCCAUCAGUGCUGGUCGUAUGAGUGGAUUUGCUAAAAGGCCAUUCGAUUCAAUAAGCGACGGUAGAUUAAGUGGAUUUGCCAAAAGACCAUUCGAUUCCAUCAGUGCUGGUCGUAUUAGUGGAUUCGCAAAGAGGCCUUUCGACUCCAUCAGUAAUGGUCGUAUGAGCGGCUUUGCUAAGAGGCCGUUUGAUUCUAUUAGCGCGGGAAAAAUGAGUGGGUUUGCAAAGAGACCAUUUGAUUCUAUAAGUAGUGCAGGAAGCGGGUUUAGUCAUUUCAAUAAGAAAAGCUUUGAUUCAAAAGACACCAAUGAUAGUGAAGCAAAAGUUGAAGCCAGCAAAUAAAUAAUCCACACCGGGGCGUAAUAAGACCGGACAAACGUAUCUCAUUUUAAUUCCACAAACACCGCACAAACAAAUAUUUUGCAUUAAACUUUUAAGAAAAACAAUUUACUUUUAGAAAAUGUGGGUUGUGUUAUUCCAACAAAAAAUAAAAAGGUUAUAUAGAGCUUCGAUACUAGGGACGGGUGGGUUUAAAAUACAAUAACAUCAAAAACAGUUACACUCUAUUCGAAAGUGACUACAAAAUUUUACUUGCAUUUUUGUUCAUAUAAAAUAUUUUUGAUUUUAUUAUUUAUCUUGUGAAGGAAACAUAUUCCAUUGUUUUGGGGUAUUUGUUUCGUAUUGUUGUAUAAUGUGUUAUUUUCAAAGGAAAUAAAAGUUGAAACCGAA
Molecule: messenger RNA, 1718 nt
Organism: Patella vulgata (common limpet)
Lineage: Eukaryota; Metazoa; Mollusca; Gastropoda; Patellidae
Product: orcokinin peptides type B
Exons: 2
Coding region: 177-1331 (384 amino acids)
Source: RefSeq, a predicted model, not a curated record